AUGUCUUCCUUAAAUAAUAAUAACUCUUCGUUUACAAGACGAAAACCAGUACCUGUAGUCCAAGAACGAGACCAUGAAGAUCCUUCGUUCUCUUUGCAACCCUCGCCGUCCAUUUCGAAAACUAAUAAACCAACUGAACCAAAUUUCUUAAACCAAGCUCCAAGAGCUCCUGCAAAAUCACCAUUAAGGCAUAGUGGUUCAAGCGGCUCAGUUAAUGGAAAUCAAAAUGCCCCUGCUACACCUAUAAGUGGUUCUGCGCAAACUACUAUUGUUCAACCCGUUAAGAGUACAAUGACGAUAACAAGUACAUCUUCUGUACAAAUUCAGAGUGCAUCUAAUUCUACAAUUUCAUCAAAAACUCCCACAAUACGCUCACGUCCCUCUGUAGAUACUACUUCAUUACAUUCUUCAUUUUCUUUGGAACGCGAAUUACCUUCUUUACCAAACGAGCGGAUUAAUAAAGAAUACGAAGGUUCUAUUAAAUCACUUCAAACGAAUAAUUCAAAGAAACAUGGUUCAGAUCAAAGUUUUCAGACCGCAAACUCCCCUACCUCAAUAGGAUUUCCUGCAUCUUCAGACAUAAGUAAAAGUAAUACUUCUCCACCUCGAUCUCCAAAAAUUAAAUUGCCGUCAUUAGUUAUUGCCAGUGAUCUGAUCGCUUCUUCUGAAGCUAUACUUUCGUUGAAUACUCCGAAAUUUCCAGGAAGUUCUUUCUUGGACACGGCUGAUGAAAUGUUGAUGCAAAUUUUGAUUUCUCAAGCUGUUAUUGAUUCAAAAAGUUUCGAGAUAUUGAGUUUAGAAGAAGAUCAUUCAUUAUUAACAACUCGCAUCGCAGCAUUAACUUCAAAGCUUUCGUUGGAAUCAAAAAUCCGGGAAGCGGCUAGUUCACUUGCAAGACUUCAUGCAUCAAAUAAAAGGUUGUCAAGACAAGCGACAGAUCAUCUAGCUACGGCAAAUCGUAAAGUAGAUCAAGUUGCGACAGAAUUAUGGAAAUUAACACAACGAGCUGGUGAAGUUCAAAGAAAAUUGUUACAACAUAUGGCUGGGGUACUUAGCAUUGGAAUACGAAAAUUGGAGGAAAAAAGCUCACAACCUCCUUUUUCACCACAAAAUUUACAACAAUCGGUGGAUGAUAGUAACGGAAUUGAUAGUUUAUUUAAUGAAAUCAUGGGAAUUAAUAAUAAUGAUAAUGAUACAAGUAACGUACAGGAUGCUGGUUUGUUGAAAAAGAUUUCAACUUUGGAGGAGUCAUUGCAUAAUGUUCGUCAAACACUAGUAGAAGCAAGAAUGGCUAUAAAACGAAAGGAUAAAGAUAUUGAAGAACUUAAAGCCAAAGUUGAUGAUACAGCAGCAGAAUCUCGUGAAAGGAUGAUAGCUGAAUUAAGAACUGAGCUUGAAGAAGUUGGAAGUCGGUUAGACAUUGUAUUAAGAAAACACAAGGCAAAUAAUCGAAAGAAUAAUAAUGGUUUUAGAUCUGAAGAAGACUCCGAUGAAUCGGAUUCAGGAGCUUCCAAUUUCUAUCGAUUAUCUACAAUGACCACAGCAACUCAACAUCUUCAAAAAGAACAAUACAAAAAUAUCGUAGAGAAUUUGACUGCAUUGGAAAAGGCGUUGGAAGAUAGUCUUUUUAAAAUUUAUAAAAUGGAACAAGAAAUUAGUUCGGUAAAGAAUAAUUCAGAAGAAGAAAUCAAUGAGUUGAAGGAGCAGGUUAAAUUGGUUCAAGAUUUAGAACAACAAAUCAAAGAUAUGGAACAAAGGCAAGGUGAAAAAGGAAUUGAUGAAAAUAAUUUUAAUGUAAAUUUGGAAUUGAAGCUUAAACAAACGACGAGACAAUAUGAAGAAAUGAUGGAUCACUUGAAACAAUUAUUUAAUAUCUUACCUGAUGUUGACUCUGAGGAUGAUCCUAAUCAGGGUGAAUAUGAUAAUUUGAAUAACAAUAAAUUCGGGGUGGACGAAUUUAUUAAUAGAGUACGAGCUGUCGGAGAAGAAAAUCGAAGGUUACAUGAUCAAGCAUCAUUGCUUCAAUCACGUUUGGAACGAAUACAUGGACAAAUGAUUGAGUUGAGAGAACAAGAAAAUAUUACGCAAGAAUUGGAGGAUACACGACAAGAACUUGAGGAAACCAAAGAAAAGUUAUCAUUCCUUGAAGGCAAAGCACAAUCCGCCAAAUCUCAAGUUCAAUCAACUAAUGAAAGAGAAAAUGAAUUGCGUAAUGAACUGGAGACAUUACGUGAACAAUUAAGGACGAAUAAAGAGAAAAUACGUAAAUUUGAAGCGAUUAUGAAAAGGCAAUCCGUGUUACAGGUUGUUAAUGAUGGGACUACUAUCAAAGAAGAAUUUCAACAACAACUAGCCGCUCAAGAACAAGAAUACGAAGCUCAAUUGAAAGAGAGAGAUGUGGUCAUUACAAAGCUUCGUAAUGAUUUAACAAAUACCGUAUCAGAGAAGGAUAUGGUGUCACAAACUGUUAAAGAUUUAGAGGAAAUGUUGAAAUCUAAGUCAAGAACUUUGGAUCAAAGGGAAGUUACAAUAAAUCGAUUGGAGAGCGAUAUUGUGAAAUAUAAGUCAGAACUUGCAGAAUUGAAAGCUGUAACUGACGACGGAAGUUCAGGUGGAAGUAAUCCAAAUAGUCUUAAAGCAGAACUUGAAGCAGCACAUGAAGAAUUAAGACAUUUACGGAAUGUCAAAGAGAAGCUUGAGGCACAAUUAAAACAGACAAAGAAUACUUUAGAAAAAGCACAAGUAGCAUUUUCAGAAAGAGAGGAAGCGUUAGAAAAACGUUCAGAAAUAAUGCAAGCAGAAUUGGAUGGGAUAUUGAAAGAAUUUGAUCGAUUGACAAGAAAUUUCCUCGAUUUUGAUGGUGAAAGGCAAAAAUUGGAGAAUUCUCUUGAUAAAUUACAAAAGAAAUGUGAGAAUUUAGAGAAUGAAUUGGCAGAUGAAAAAAUCAAAAAUCUGGGUAUGGAUGCCAUUAAUGAACCCACUACGACCUCUACAUUAAGAAAAGAAUUUAGAAAAAUGAUGGCCGAAUCCAAAGAUGAACAACAAAAAGCAUUACAUCGCGAAAUGGAAGAAAAGAAAAAGUUGGAAAGUGCUGUUAGAAAUUUGAAAAGAGAGAGGGAGGCCGAAAAAUGGGAAAGAACAAAUAAGGGUACACAAACCAGAUUUGUUAUUAGCGUGUAA
This is a messenger RNA of Funneliformis geosporum, 3180 nucleotides long. The record is from the annotation of a GenBank genome assembly. Lineage: Eukaryota; Fungi; Glomeromycota; Glomeromycetes; Glomerales; Glomeraceae.